Molecule: messenger RNA, 3378 nt
Organism: Drosophila ficusphila
Lineage: Eukaryota; Metazoa; Arthropoda; Insecta; Diptera; Drosophilidae
Product: prominin-like protein
Exons: 8
Coding region: 733-3372 (879 amino acids)
Cellular component (GO): membrane
Source: RefSeq, a predicted model, not a curated record
CUUCCACGAAAUCAAAAUCGCGAAAACAAAUAUGAUCAAUACCAAAACUGCCAUUUUAAUUUAGAAAAGAGCAGGAAGAGAGUUGGGAGUUAUUCAAUGCAUUUAAUGUAUUUAUUUAGAAACAGUACGAACCCCACACACUUCCUUAAGACCGACAAGCCCUGCACUCGGACACUGAGAUACCAAUCCAAUAGAGUCCCCCAAUAGAAGUUCGAGAUGCAUUCGAGUGCAGUCGUACGAACACGUUGUCAUAGUUUAGUAAGUUAAAACCAAACGCAAGAGCAACCCCUAAGCAUUUAAACGUCUCCAAUUGUAUUGACUAGGACCUCUAAGCUGUAAGUCUCCGAAAUACCCAUUACUCCACACACCACACGAGAAUAUUGUACGGACUACACAAUUACAUAAUUUUAGUAUUAUUAUACGAGUAAGGAUGUAUGUUGUAUUUACAUUUGACGUACAUUGAAUGAUUUCCGCUUAAGUCAAGUAACCAUGUAUCAAUAUUGCCGCGCGCAAGUAAAGAUUAUCGACUAAGACCCGGAAAACGCAAAAACCCAGUUGCCAGUCAAUCAUCGAGCUCCGUUGAUGGUUGUCUCCGUCGUUUGCAAAAUUUUGUCAAUAAACUUCAAGUGGUUUUAUGUACGAACGAGCGAGUCUUGAUUAAUGUUUGCGAUCUAGCAAUCCAGACUUUCUGGAUCAUGAAAAUUAGCUAUAUGAUAUUCGUAAGUAGUAAAAAUGAAAGCGUGCUUGUCGGGUGAUUUUCUCAAUUUCCUUCUUUGGGUUGGAGUUCUUUUGUUCCGACUGGUGUUAGUUGAUUGCCAGUCGCACCACUUUCUGCGUCCCUAUAACAUACUGAUCGAGCGGGACUCUUUGGCCAAGUUCCGUGAGUUGAAGCCACAAAACAGGGAACUGCAAUCGGAAACCAGGACUGAAGGCAACGACACCUUCGGAAAAGAGAUAUCCUUGGGCCCAAUAACCUGUUAUCCCCACGCAUUCACCAGAGUCUUGGUUAACGGCUCCAAGAAUGUGCCUGAGGAAUAUAUGUCCAACGAUGGGAACGACAUUGGACCCAAGGUGAAGAAGGAUGAAUGGGCGGCGUACCUGAGGAGCCAACCUGGUCUCAAGAUAUUCGUAUUUCUAUUGAUCCUUCUGCUCCUGUUGGUACCGAUCAUUGGGCUAAUCUACGCCUGCUACUGUGCGCGCUGCAAGAAGGUUCACAAGUCGAGCAAAGGUUGUCGCUACUGCUGUGGCAUUCUUUUGGCCCUCUUGGCUUUUUUAAUGCUAUUAUUUCUCAUUUUUGCCCUAUUGGCAACCAUCCGGCUGAAUAAAGGUUUGACAGGGGCUAAAAGCAAGACCUGCUUGAGAGAACACUCAAACCACAGCCAAACAAAUGAGGAUGCAAUCCGAACGGCCUCCAAACGCAUGAACCAUUCGUACAUUUUCAACUACAAUCAGUUGCGGAAGAGGAUCAAUGGAGACCUAAGACUUGAGCCCAAUGUCUCACAGGCGCAUAGUGAAUACGAGAAGCGUGCUAGGGAACUCGGGAAGCUGGUCACGGUGCUCCGCAAUAUGCCAAAGAUCAAGCCAUUAAUGAAGGAGAGGUUCAAAAACGAGUUGGCGAAAGCUCGACCUUUAGCCACUCAGUUUCGGGACGCGUUGCGUGGAGUCAAAAGGGAUCUCAUGGUGAUUCUCAUCGCGGAGUGUAAAGAAAAGGAAUGCCAGGAUUUCUACAAAAAUAAUGAUAUCGGGAUGCUUGACAUGGGAUGUUUGCAUUACGAUAGUGUACCUGAACCGGAUGGCCUUAUCAAAGCCGUUCAGGAAGUCAUUGACAGCGGGUUUAUAAACAUUCCGCGCAAGGCUGUUCAUCAAUUGGAACAGAUUUCGAAAGCGAUCAAGGAUAACGUGAAUAAAAUAUUAGACAAAAUUAGGAAGGCUCUUGAUGAGGCCGGAAAGAAGCUGCAGAAGAGGCACGAGGCAUCCUUGAUGGGGUUGCGGCGGGUCGUCGAGGAGAUGAAGAAGGAUAAACCAUUGGCUAGAUCUCAACCAGCCGCUGCGCUGGGCAGGAAGCUAGGCUCCGGCUGGUACGGAAUCACCAUCGGCUUGCUUGUUUUGCUGAUGUUCGUGAUCCUUCUGCUGCUCAUUGCUCUCCUGGUGGCUCUGUCCAGUCCGAAAAUUGCCAGCUGGCUGCUGUGCGCCUUCUUGGUAGCCGUAUUUCUUCUUUUCGCGCUCAGCAUUAUCCUGGUGCUAUUCUAUCUGGUCCACGGAGCUCUACUCUAUCAGGCCUUUUGCCUCAGGAAUCUCUCACAAUCGGUGGGGAACAAAUCCAUUGAUCCGAACGAGAUUCUCUCUAAGAACAUAACUCUUCCCCGUCCGCUGCCCACGUUGAGGGCCUCGGACAUUCUGGAGAGCUGCGUUCGCAACGAAAGUUUGUACAAGGCGAUGGGUCUGGAGGAGAUCUAUGACGUGGAUGGCCUGCGCUGGGGUGUGCUGAGGGAUGUCCGCAAUUCCCUGGAGGAAGUGAAGAACGCUUCGCAGCCCGGGAAGCUUGUCAAAUAUUACCCAGAGGCAGAGAGAGCGGCCCAGAAGUUGCUGAGGGGCAAGAUCAACAGUUACAGCAGUAAAAACUACACGAAGCACGUGUGUCGGGAACUGGUGCCGAAACCCAGGCCGGGACCUCUGCCUGCGUUGGCCAGGAAACUGGACAACCUGGCCGAGAAGGUGGAUUCCGGAGUCGCGCUGAAAAAUCAGGCAACUCACCUGCGCGCCUAUCAGUCAAACCUCGGCGAUCCCUUGGCUGCGAUUGUGGAGAAACUGAUGAAUAUGCUGAAGCUAUUGGAUCUCCUUCUAAUGGGUGAAUACCGCAGCUUUGCCGAUUACAUAAAACACUUGCUGGCCAAGAUCAAGGAGGGCGACGAACUCAUCCGACGCGAUGUAAGAAAUGUGACCGCUGAGGUGGCCGACAACGUCGGCAAUAUUGUGGAGUCCGCCCUGGAUGAGUUCGUCGUCACGGUGACGGAGGCCACCGAGGGCGAUAUGGGGAGCUGCGGGCCCCUCAUCCGGGACGAGGUUCGGGACAUGAAGGAGUACUCCGAGCUCUGCAACCGCAUUGCCAAGCCAAUGAAUGCCAUCUGGUUCUGGCUGCUGCUGUUCUCCCUGCUCCUUCUGCCCGCCCUUUGCUGCACGCACUUUCUGAGGUGCCGACUGGCAUCCCUGGGGAGCACGGCGGAGGAGAACUUCGUGACGCCUGUAAUGCUGCCGAUGAACUUGCCCCCCUGCUACUGUAAGUACGUUCCCGUUGCGGCGGAGACGAAUGUGGAUCACCUGGAGGGCAGGGACGACUUCUACGUGGAUCAAUUCAAGCGCAAGCGGGAGUAAAUCCUU